Molecule: messenger RNA, 2793 nt
Organism: Hyaena hyaena (striped hyena)
Lineage: Eukaryota; Metazoa; Chordata; Mammalia; Carnivora; Hyaenidae
Gene: DDRGK1
Product: DDRGK domain containing 1
Exons: 9
Coding region: 63-1010 (315 amino acids)
Source: RefSeq, a predicted model, not a curated record
CGGGGCCCGGGGGAUCCGGGGCAUCAGGGUGGACUCGUUGGUUCCGGCUGAAAGCUGUCGUCAUGGUGGCCCCCGUGGUGUACUUGGUGGCAGUGGCUCUGCUUGUCAGCCUUAUCUUCUUCCUGACCCGCAUCAGGGGCCGGGCAACAGCAGCUGGCCAGGAGUCCUGGCACAACGAGGAGCAGCCCGUCGCCCCAGGCUCAGUGGCCCAGCCUCGGCCCCUGGAGUCUGAGGAGCAGAGAGCAGGGGCCAGGCCCCGGCGCCGGAGGGACCUGGGCAGCCGCCUGCAGGCCCAGCGUCGAGCCCAGCGGGUUGCCUGGGCAGAGGUGGAUGAGAAUGAGGAGGAGGCCAUCAUCCCAGCCCAGGAAGAAGAAGGUAUCGAGAAGCCAGUGGAAAGUCACCUGUCAGGGAAAAUUGGAGCCAAGAAACUACGGAAGCUGGAGGAGAAACAGGCGCGCAAAGCGCAGCGUGAGGCAGAGGAGGCUGAACGGGAGGAGCGGAAACGCCUUGAGUCCCAGCGUGAGGCAGAGUGGAAGAAAGAGGAGGAGCGCCUUCGCCUGGAGGAGGAGCAAAAGGAGGAAGAAGAGAGGAAGGCCCGGGAGGAGCAGGCCCAGCGGGAACAUGAGGAGUACCUGAAAUUGAAGGAGGCCUUCGUGGUGGAGGAGGAAGGUGUGGGCGAGACUAUGUCUGAGGAACAGUCCCACAGCUUCCUGACAGAGUUCAUCAACUACAUUAAGCAGUCCAAGGUUGUGCUCUUGGAAGACCUGGCUUCCCAAGUGGGCCUGCGGACUCAGGACACCAUAAACCGCAUCCAGGACCUGCUGGCUGAGGGAGCUCUGACAGGUGUGAUUGACGACCGGGGCAAGUUCAUCUACAUAACCCCCGAGGAACUGGCUGCCGUGGCUAACUUCAUCCGACAGCGAGGCCGGGUGUCCAUCACUGAGCUAGCACAGGCCAGCAACUCCCUUAUCGCCUGGGGCCGGGAGACCCCUGUCCAGGCCCCAGCUUGACCCAGCCCUACCCUUUUGGACUGGGAGCUGGUACAGCCUACCUGGCCAUACAUCUUGGUCCCUCCCCACCAUCCUGGGGGAGAGAUGGAAUGUGGCCAGACAGUUAUAGAUUAAAGGCCUGUGAGCGCUGCUGAGCUUGGUGUGGCUUGGUGUGACAGAAGGCCUGGCCUGAGAUCCCAGAUGAGCAAGGGAAGCCUAGUCCUCAAAGUAUAUCAGGGGCAGGUAGGGGGCGGGAGGAGCCGGAGGUGAAAGUUCCAUUCUUGUGCACUCAUUCAUUUAAAAAGAAUAUUGAGCAUUUACUGUGUUCCUUUGUACCCUUCAAAGAUGAGAUCUUUCUCUCCCUCCCUCAGAGCAACCUUCCCAGAGCAAAAGUGAGCAACCGUAGGGCCGGCCACCUCUCCCCUAAAUGGGGAGGGAGGUCUCACGGUUGCUUAGAUAGAUGGAUUCAGGAGCCCUACAGAGUGCUGAGAGCCCUUAAGGAGAAGAGUGAAGUGCCUAGGAUAGAAUCCUGAGGGACAUCAGCCUUUAAGAGGGAGGGAAGAGCGGUCAGCGAGGGAGAGAGGCUGGGCAGGUAGAAGGAAGUGGGGAACCUGCUUGAGCUGGAUGGAAUUGUGCAGUGGAGAGAUCUGCUUCGUACAGUCCAUUGCAUGAAUUUAGCUCUAUAUCGUCAACAAAGUUUAAAUGGUGUGGGUGAUUCCACCCACCGGUGGAUGUAAGGACCAUAUGCUUAGGAGUGGGUGUCAGAUGGCAGAUGUGUGUCUCCUGUAGGGUCAGUCACUCUAGUUCCUGUGGGCUGUUCCUGGCGUGAGCAUCCUGCUGUGCUGAGGGUGAGGCAUGUGUUAAAUGUGUAUUUUUUAUGCAAGGUUGCCCCUAAACAUAAGCCACCUACGUCCUCUGGUGCCUGGUAGAGGAGGCAGCUUUCUGUUCUCACCCUGAAGGAAACCAUGUGGAUGCUGAUGGGGAGACAGGACAUCAGGCAUUAGGGUGGAGCAUUCCCUAGUGUUGUCAAGGAUGAUUUUGACUCAUUUGGAGCCAUAAGCAUGAACUAUAGUACCUAAAUUCCAAGUGACAUGUGACUCUGCUGCUUCCGUCUGCAGCGGGCACUUGGAGUCACCUGAAGCUGGGAAGGGCCACGUGCAUUGUUUGGAAGCCCAUAAUCCAGAAGGAGAGGGAAGAAACAGAGGUACCGAUAGAAUGAGAAAGAAACAUAAAAAGUAAAGUCCCCACUGGAAAGGGCUUCUUACAGAGCAAGGUCUCCUCUGUCCUUCUCAUCAGUUGUCCUCGGCUACUGCUAUCCAGGUGGCAGGAUGACUAGCAGUCUUAGCACCUGCAUUCCACCCUCAGGAUCCAGUGCACAGGCCAGGAGUGAGGAAAAGGCACAUCCCUUCCUCAAAUCCUGGAAGCCUUCGAAAACCCUUUAUGUCCCAAGGGCUUAUUGUGGAGGAAAAAACCUGUGACCCUGUGUGAAUUAUUUAGUGAUCAACCUGCUAAUCUAAUCUGUUUAUCAAAUGAGCAGUUCUUGAAACAGUGAUUAACAUUUUUCUAAAUAUGUAGGAAGCGCUUUUACAAUUAGCACAUGAAAACGUUCAGGUUUAACCACUUGUUUUUCAAGCGUGUAAACAAUUAUUACUUAAUUACUUCUAAGCAUCUAAAUUCCCCAGAUUUAAUACAUGAACUUAUUUUAAAUGCUUUUACAUCUCAGAAAGUAGAUGUGGUGUUAAAACAAGAGCAUUACUGAUCUGUAUGUGUGAUACUGAAACUGAUCAUAAAUAUUUCAAUAUCA